AUGAUGAGCCUUUUCGCUCCUGCCAGGCAUCUCGCACGGUCUUCCAUCCCCCGCCUGAGCUGUGCUCGUUUUGCCUCAACUUUCGUCAAGGUGGUAAAAGAACAGAAUGCCGCGUACACAGGAAAGGCGUUGAAGUGUUACGAGGAGUCGAAGGACGAAGUUGAUAGGAAACUCGAUCCUGUUUUCAACAACAACAACAACAAGAACAAGCCGUUAGUCCUCUUCAUGGAGGGAACGGUCGAUGCGCCCAAAGGCCAGUUGAGUUUGAACGUGGUGAAAAUGCUCACGGAGGAUUCCCAUUGCCGAUCUUUAGGAGCGGUCCCAUUGGUGACUGUUGAUGUCACUGAGCAUCCUGCUAUCACCGGGUAUACUGUGUCGAAGAGUGGCUCGGAGGUUACACCACAUUUGUAUUACAACGGCAAUUUUUAUGGUGAUCAUGAUAGGCUCUUGAGCAAGUACAAAAAUGGAGAGUUGAGGAAAAUUGGCAGCAAUAAGAAGUAA
Messenger RNA from Perkinsus marinus ATCC 50983, 501 nucleotides. RefSeq lists its product as hypothetical. NCBI's taxonomy places the organism in Eukaryota, Perkinsozoa, Perkinsida, Perkinsidae. The coding region runs from base 1 to 501 and encodes 166 amino acids. The transcript is spliced from 6 exons. The record is from RefSeq and is a predicted model, not a curated record.